Molecule: messenger RNA, 2751 nt
Organism: Danio rerio (zebrafish)
Lineage: Eukaryota; Metazoa; Chordata; Actinopteri; Cypriniformes; Danionidae
Source: RefSeq, a predicted model, not a curated record
GCGCUGAAGAGGAACUCUGGCAACGUCAUUUGAUGACGUUUCACGAGUAACGUCAGAGGAAGUUAUUCCAGUAAAUUCGCGUUAACUAACAAGUUAAAACCUUAGAGGCUAUACCUAUUCAAACGUUAAAAACAGGGCAGGUUUUAAACAAAGCGUCGACCUUUUCCCACCAGCACGAUGAUGAUGGACGAGGACCAGCCGAGGACGUUGUAUGUCGGGAACCUCUCCAGGGAUGUUACGGAGGCCCUCAUCCUGCAAGUGUUCUCUCAGAUCGGCCCCUGCAAGAGCUGUAAAAUGAUCCUUGAUACAACUGGAAAUGACCCAUACUGCUUUGUGGAGUUCUAUGAGAACAGACAUGCUGCUGCAGCUCUGGCUGCCAUGAAUGGCAGGAAGAUCUUAGGAAAGGAUAUGAAAGUCAACUGGGCCUCAACGCCAAGCAGUCAAAAGAAAGACACAAGCAAUCAUUUCCACGUCUUUGUUGGUGACCUGAGCCCAGAAAUCUCGACAGAUGAUGUCAGAGCAGCAUUUGCUCCAUUUGGAAAGAUAUCUGAUGCCCGCGUGGUGAAGGAUCUGGCUACAGGAAAAUCUAAAGGAUAUGGUUUCAUCUCCUUCAUUAACAAAUGGGAUGCAGAAAGUGCUAUUCAGCAAAUGAAUGGCCAGUGGCUGGGCGGCAGACAGAUCAGAACAAACUGGGCCACAAGGAAGCCAUCAGCUCCCAAAUCAAACAAUGAAGGAGCCAGCAGCAAACACUUGUCCUACGAGGAGGUUCUGAACCAGUCGAGUCCUAGUAACUGCACCGUUUAUUGUGGUGGCAUUGCUUCUGGCCUUUCAGAUCAGCUCAUGAGACAGACUUUCUCUCCGUUCGGCCAGAUAAUGGAGAUCAGGGUUUUCCCAGAGAAAGGAUACUCCUUUGUGAGGUUUGAUUCUCAUGAGGGUGCCGCUCAUGCCAUAGUGUCUGUAAAUGGGACAUGCAUUGAGGGCCACACUGUGAAGUGCUACUGGGGCAAAGAAACGGCAGAUAUGAGAUCCAUGCAACAAAUGCCAAUGCCCCAGAAUAAACCCACUUAUGCUGCCCAGCCCUACGGACAGUGGGGACAGUCAUAUGGCAACGGUCAGCAGAUGGGUCAGUAUGUGCCCAACGGCUGGCAGAUGCCCACUUAUGGUGUCUACGGGCAGGCCUGGAAUCAGCAGGGAUAUAAAUAAGUACAAAUUUGGCUGAUUAAUCCCUCAGUCCAAUCAUUAAACCCCACUUCAGUGUGGCUUCUGCCCAAUGGGACUCACCAUUACACCAGUUCAGGGGUUGUUGAAAGGGCUGUAUUCAGCCCACUGUACAUUAUACUCAGACCAUUAAUUUGGAAGGAAUCCUGUCUUUUGUCCUUUUUCUUUUUGUUUGUUUUUAGGCCCCAGGAUUAUUCUUUUUUCUUUCCCUUUUAAAAAGUACUGCAUUUCGGGGACUUUAAUUGUCUAGUUUUGCAACAGAUGGAAUGUCUUUUCAAUAUGUUGAAUCUGCAGGUUCAAUUUAGCUCACAUCUCAAACGGUGUAGAAAGUUUGAGGUCUAAUAUACUGCACUCUUUUUAUGGAGUUCUUGUCUCUAAACCUGAUUUGUUCACAAAUUCUUUUCAGUUUUGUUCUGUCAGUACGGCUAUGCUUUACCUUUAUUUUUUACUAGAAAUGUUUCAAAAACUUGAGACGUGUGAUCUUGUUGAUCAAAUAUAUAUAAUAUUUUAUCUCGUGACACCUAUUGAUAAAACAAACACAUUCUGCAUAUACAGAGGAGAUCAAUCUGUGGCCUUGAACACUUGAGGUUUCAAGAACUUCUUGAUGAUAAAGUUUUGGACUAUUACUAAAGCUUUUAACAAGUUGUAUUAACAGAGGUGCAGAAAACAUGCUUCCUUUUUGUUCGAUUUAGACUAUUCAUUUUGUAACAUGGAAUUGUCCGCUCAAUUUUUAAAACCUUUUUGUUUUGUGUUUUUACAAAAUCACAUUUGCUCGGAUCUGUUGAGGGUGAGACAGCACAGCAGCCAGUCAUUGGCAAUAGCAGUGCUGUAGCAUCUGUGUAAAGACUUUUUGUAAUUGUGUAAAAUGAAGUUGUGAAUUAUUUCUUUAAAUCUUGUAAAUUCAGGGUUUGUUGAACAUCUGUAAUGUAAUAAUGUUGCAUGGACAUUCUGAGCUCUGUUCUUGUUACAAUCUCUUAUAAAAUCCGUAAAAAAAGUGUUAGAGUUACUGAGAUGCGAUUUCAUUUUAAUGCUCCCUCCCUGUGAUUUACUCUCAAGAGUCACUGCUGAAUAUACAAGCCAAAGACAUUGACCACAACGAAGUGAGAUCUUGCAUGCUUCCACCUUGUUGUAUUGAGAUUGCAAUGUCAGUGUUUGCUAGAGGUGUAAUAUGGAAAGGUGAAGAAAUACGAGAUGCUCCUGGGUUUCAGCCACACGCUCUCGACUUGCUCAGCCAAAUUUACUGGAUAACGUUUUUCCUCACUGGGCCCCAAAACUGAGUCAUGAUAAAGCAGACCAAAUUAAGAAAUGAGCAACUCUUUUAUUUCCUUUUCUUUCCUUUUGGUUUCUUUUGUCAUGUAAAUUUAUCAGCAUAGUUAUUUAAUGUCACUUUUUUUCUAUCUAACUAGAAUUUUGUUUUUUUAAUUUGUAAAAAAAAAUCUAGAGAUUAUUUUGAACCCCCCAAUUAUAUGCUUCCAUCUAAUGUUGUUCCAUUUACUCUGUGUAAAAACACUUAAUAAUAACCAUUCAAAACUA